Molecule: messenger RNA, 1643 nt
Organism: Argentina anserina (silverweed cinquefoil)
Lineage: Eukaryota; Viridiplantae; Streptophyta; Magnoliopsida; Rosales; Rosaceae
Product: E3 ubiquitin-protein ligase SIRP1-like
Exons: 2
Coding region: 200-1387 (395 amino acids)
Biological process (GO): protein ubiquitination
Cellular component (GO): cytoplasm
Molecular function (GO): ubiquitin protein ligase activity
Source: RefSeq, a predicted model, not a curated record
UGGCUCAGGAAAUGGGAUAGAGACGAGAGAGAGGGGGGGGAAGAAGAAGAAGAAGAGUUUGGUGGAUUCUUCUUCUCUCUGGAACAAGAAAAACCAAAACCACGACUUGAUUGAAAUUUUAUUUUUUUCAAAAAUCCAGAGGUUUUGGUUUGAUCGCCUUCUUGCUUGGCGGGUGACCAACAUAAUUAAUCAAGGAGAAAUGGAGGAAACAAUGGCAGCUAGGUAUUGGUGCUACAGGUGUUCUCAAAUGGUGAACCCCGUCAUGGGAGCAGAUAUGAAAUGCCCUUUGUGUCAAUGCGGAUUCAUUGAGGAAAUUGAUGGCACCACAAGGGACAGUCAUGAAGCUGAUUCUGAAUUCGGAUCUGAUCGUCCUCUCUCCCUCUGGGCUCCAAUCUUGAUGGGGAUGAUGAACAAUCCCCGCCGCAGUAGACGACGCAGAUUGAGGCGACUAGACUUUGAUGAGGAUGAGGAUGAUGAUAAUGACAAUGACAAUGAUGAUGCCCUUGGCGGAGACACUGAACUCGACAGAGAACUUGAAUCUAUCAUCCGAAGGAGAAGGAGAAGCUCAUCCACCAUUCUUCAACUGCUUCGAGGCAUUCGAGCAGCUGGCUUGGCAUCUGAAUCAGAUAAUUCUGAGAGUGAUAGGGACAGAGAGAGGGAAAGGGAAAGGGAAAGGGAACGCCUGAUUCUUAUCAAUCCUUUCAAUCAAACCAUCAUCCUUCAUGGUUCUUAUGAUUCAAGUCAGGGUCAAAACAACAAUCACACUCCUAUAGGUUCCUUGGGUGAUUAUUUCAUUGGGCCUGGUCUGGACUUAUUGCUGCAACAUUUGGCAGAGAAUGAUCCUAAUAGAUAUGGAACUCCGCCGGCACAAAAGGAGGCAGUGGAAGCUCUCCCCACUGUGACAAUUAAGGAGAAUUUGCAGUGUUCUGUGUGCUUGGAUGAUUUGGAGAUUGGGGUUGAGGCAAAAGAAAUGCCAUGCAAACAUAAAUUUCAUGGGAAGUGUAUUCUGCCAUGGCUGGAGCUUCAUAGUUCCUGCCCAGUUUGCAGGUUUCAGUUGCCUGCUGACGAAGUCAAACACGAUGACGAUAAUUCUAGGAACAGCAGUAACCAGAGGGGUAAUGAGAACAUCGGGGGUGAAGAGGAAGAGGGAGAGGGAGAGGGAGAGGGAGAGGGAGAGGGAGAGGGAGAGGGAGAGGGAGAUGGGGAUGGGGAUAGAAUCGGGAAUGGGAGAAACGGAAGUGGCAGAAGGUUUCAAAUGCCUUGGCCUUUCAAUCUGUUUUCGUCCACAGAAUCUCAAUCUAGUGGCAGCGGGGGUAAUUCUUCCUUAUCGGCAAAUGCAACUGGAAGUGGGAGCAGGAGUGCUUCAUCUCAGACUGAUGACCAUUAAAUUGUAGUAGGCUUCCACCAGUUCCUCCUAUUAUCACCGUUAUACAUAUUGUGUUCUUGUUCAUGAUGUGGAUUCAAAUCUCCAAUGGUCUUCUGCGCGGCUGCCUGUGUACAUAGUAUCUUACUUGAAUGUCAAACAAACGAGGUCUUUUGUAGAUGUCACGGCCUCAUGGAACAAUUUCUUCUGUUGCUAUUUUUCCUUGAUUUUCUGUAGUAAAUUCAUGUGCAUUUGCUAUACCAAUUCAUGCUUUCCUCUA